Molecule: messenger RNA, 3193 nt
Organism: Anastrepha ludens (Mexican fruit fly)
Lineage: Eukaryota; Metazoa; Arthropoda; Insecta; Diptera; Tephritidae
Exons: 6
Coding region: 139-3177 (1012 amino acids)
Biological process (GO): carbohydrate metabolic process
Molecular function (GO): cation binding; alpha-amylase activity
Source: RefSeq, a predicted model, not a curated record
AUUCGGCGCGGUCACUCAAGCGGAAGCGCGAUCAAGGCAACAGGGCGCUCGAGUGCAAUGCGUCACGCACAAUAAUUUCCGUUUGCAAUAAAAAUAAAUUACUUGAAGGGGAACGAGUGUUUGCGUAGAGUAAACGCGAUGCUAUGCUGUACACUUAAAGCGAUGCGAGCGGGGCAGCCAUCGUACACCACAACCUCCCGUACGCCGCUGAAGCCAAUGCUGCUGCUGCUAAUGCUGCGCCUGGCUACAGUUGGUGCAAUCGCCGUAGACAAGUCGGAUGGUGGCAGCAAUAAGCUGCAAAUUGAGGAGCCCGCCGAGCCGCUGCUCGAUCACACACAAUCGCAUUUCUUGCCAAAGCGUUCCGGGAUUGUGCAGCUUUUCGAGUGGAAGUUCGCCGACAUUGCGACGGAAUGUGAGCAGUUUUUAGGACCACACGGCUUUGCGGGUGUACAGGUCUCGCCUGUUGCUGAGCAUUUGGUCGUGCGUUCCGCCACUGUUCGGCAUCCGUGGUGGGAACGCUAUCAACCGUUAUCCCUUGAAAUCGUCUCACGCUCUGGCAACGAGGAGGAAUUCCAGCAGAUGACACGCACCUGUAAUGAGGCUGGUGUGCGUGUGUAUGUCGAUGUGGUGCUCAAUCACUUCGCUGGCGCCUAUGAUGAGGAGACGGCGAGGGGCCAGCGUUUGCUUGUGGGUUAUGCCGGUUCGACGGCCAAUGCGAGUUCAUAUGAUUUUCCGGCUUUGCCUUUUACGCGUCUGCACUUUCAUAAGCCGUGUGAGUUGGUGGAUUAUUUGGAUGCUCAUGUCGUGCGCAACUGUGAGCUGAAUGGUUGGCCUGAUCUAAAUCAUUAUCGACUUGAUGUGCGCGCUAAUCUGACGGAGUUUCUCAAUCGCUUGGUGGGCAUGGGUGUUGCGGGUUUUCGUGUGGAUGCGGCUAAGUAUAUUUGGCCAAUUGAUAUUAAGUUGCUGUUCAAGAGUGUCAACGAUCUCAAUAGCGAAGAUUUCGAUUUUCCAGAGAAUGCGCGGCCAUAUGUGUACCAAGAUGUUGUUGAUUUGGGAGUUGAUUCUAUAUCAAAAACGGAGUACUCCAGUUAUGGCAUGGUCACGGAAUAUUUGUACGCCGCCGAAUUAGCCAACAUUAUCAACGGCAAAGCGCCGCUUAGUUCACUAAUAAAUUGGGGUCCGCCAAUGGGCUUCCUGCCGCAUCAGCAAGCGCUCGUGUUUGUUGAUAGUCAUGACGGGCAGCGAGAGCACGAACUUUUAGGCGCUAAUCAGCUACUCUCCUACAGACAACCAAGAAAGUACAUCAUGGCCACUGCAUUCAUGUUGGCCCAUCCGUAUGGACGGGUUAAACGGAUUAUGAGCUCAUAUUACUUUGCAGCGCAGCAGCUAGAACAAGGACCACCAAUGGAGGAAGGCGAGGCGCAGGAGGAAGUAGAGGGUGCCGAAGAAAAUGGGAUUGAAGCGAAAGGGGAAGAAGCCACAGAUGAAGACGCUACCACUGGCGAUGCACCGCCACCACAAAUACGUUCGCCAACAUUUGAUGAGUCGACUGGCCGCUGUGAGUUUGCCUCCGGUUGGGUUUGCGAGCACCGCUGGCCUCCCGUUGUAAAAAUGCUUGAGUUAGUCAAUACGCUUAGUGAGUUAGAAGAUGGUGUCAUGAAUUUCCAAACGGAUGGUCCAAAUCACAUAGCCUUCUGUCGUGGCAACAAAGCAUUCUUUGUGUUUAACAGCGAUGCACAGCAAGUGUACGAUGCCAUAGUGGAGACUUGUCUACCGAGUGGUGUGUAUUGUGAUGUGAUUAGCGGUGGACAUGCGGAAAAUAGUGGGCUUACAAGCGAAUGUGCAGGAAAGCGCAUAGUGGUCGAUACAGAGGGUAGAGCACAUAUUAUUUUGCCAGCAGCAUUUGGGUCGAAUGACGAGGCCGUCGGAAGUGAUUAUGAUGAAGCCGAUGUAGACGCGAAAGAUGCCUAUGAAAUUGCAGUAGGCGCCGAAGGAGAAUUUGGUGUGCUGGCCAUAUAUGAAGGCUGGCGAUUAGUAGAUGAAGUGCAGCUGGAUAAGCAAGAAGCCGAAAAAGGUACUGAAGGUGCACCGGCGGAUGCAGCUGAAGAAGAAACUAGUACGGAACCUGCGGCAGAGGUUGAUGCAGAGGAUACAGAAGAUGUGGAUAGCAUAACAGAAAUAGCAGAUGUAACGCAAGAGGUCGUGUCGCCUGAAGAGUUGAGAGAUGCGACGGUGGAGAAGAACGCUAAGCUGGAAGAGGACAUUGCGACUGAUGCGAGCAUUGAAAGUGAGCCCGCGGUUGACGGUACACAGGCGGAAGAGGAGGCGGAUGAAACAGAAGGCGGAGGAAAAGUUGUUGUAGGCAGUGAUGGGGAGGAAGAAGAAGGCGUAGGUGAAGCAGGAGGUGGUGAGCCGGCAGAAGAACCGGCGGAGGGGGCAGCAGUGCCUGUGGCUGAAGAUGAUAAUCCAGCAGAAAAGCUCGAAGAAGUUGCAGAAGAUGGCGAAGUUACAGCAGGUGAAAGCGAGCAGGUAGAAACCGCUGGCGUUGAAGAUGAAGCUGCUAACGCUGAGGAACCGGUGGAACCAGUAGAUACACCAGUAGAUGAACCAGCAAGUGAAGCAGCAGGGGAAGCAGCAGGUGAAGCAACAGAUGAAGCAGCAAUUGAGCCAGCAGGUGAAGCAGCGGAUGAAGCAGCAAAUGGAGCCGCAGACGAAGCAGCCAAUGAAACACCGGCAGCAGAUGAAACAGCAUCGGACGAGCCCGCACCAGCUGACAACAUACCGGCAGACGAAAAUCCUCCUUCAGAUACAGCGGAUGCUGGUGAAACGGAGCAGAUCACAGAGCCUGCAGAAACCCAAACUAAUGCACCUGAAGCUGAACCUGCAAACGAAGCAGGUAUUAUAGAGCAGGCUAAAGGAGUGAUGGAGGAAAUCGAGAACGGUGUGAUAAACAUUGCGCAUGAAGUGCAGGAUAAAAUCGCGGGGCAUACAGGCAAAGAUGAAGCGGGAUCGACAACAGAUAUUAAAGCGGGUGCGCAAAAUGUGGCGAAUAAAACAAAAGAUAUCAUUGCAAAAGCCGGCUUCAAUACAAAUGGCGCUGGAAGAUCACAAAGCAUCCGAUUGCGCAAUUUAGCAAUUUUAAUCGGUGUAAUUUUAAUAAAUGUUUACAGCACUUAGAUUAACUUAAACCCAA